Macrosiphum euphorbiae (potato aphid) is the source of this 402-nucleotide messenger RNA. Lineage: Eukaryota; Metazoa; Arthropoda; Insecta; Hemiptera; Aphididae. The record is from the annotation of a GenBank genome assembly.
AUGUUUGAUGAAAAUACAACAAUGGAAUACUUAUUUCAAGUAGAAAGACAAGCAGAAAAAAUACUUCUUAAUAAAAGUGAAAUGGUUGCAUUGGAUAAAAGUAGAAAUAGUAAUCGCAUGGCCAUUAGAGCAUUAACAAACUGUAAAAUACCAGAAGACAAGAUAUGGAUGGCAGUGGGUUUAACAAUGGUAAAAGUUUCUGUUGAAAAAGCUAAAACUAUGCUACAAGCAGAUCAAGUUACAUUAAAUAAUCGUAUGAACAUUCUUCGAAGCGACAUUAAAGUUGAAGUGAAUAAAUUGAAUGAUAUGGAAUAUAAAGAACCAGUGAAAGGGUUAUUUUUAAAUCCACUUACAAAGAAAGAAAUGAAAGCAAUGAAUCAAGUACUCGGAAUAGCUGAUUAA